Molecule: messenger RNA, 1108 nt
Organism: Rhodamnia argentea
Lineage: Eukaryota; Viridiplantae; Streptophyta; Magnoliopsida; Myrtales; Myrtaceae
Product: trans-resveratrol di-O-methyltransferase-like
Exons: 2
Coding region: 14-1108 (364 amino acids)
Biological process (GO): methylation
Molecular function (GO): S-adenosylmethionine-dependent methyltransferase activity; protein dimerization activity; O-methyltransferase activity
Source: RefSeq, a predicted model, not a curated record
GCUUUCUUUCGAUAUGGAUUUGGCUGAUAGAGACGGGAAUGCGACCAGUAGCGAGCUCCUCCAAGCUCAUGCUCACAUAUGGAACCACGUAUUUAGCUACAUCACGUCAUUGUGCCUAAAGUCUGCCCUUCAGCUAGGCAUACCUGACCUAAUCCACAACCACGGCCAACCCAUGACCCUCCUCGAACUCGUCUCCGCCCUCCAUAUCCAUCCCACCAAAGCUAACUGCAUUCAUCGCCUCAUGCGCAUCCUUGUCCACUCCGGCUUCUUCGAGCUAGGGGACCUCGAAGAUGCGGCGGGUGGCCAAAGCGGGUAUACGCUCACCCUUGCGUCCCGAGUCCUCCUGAAGGACAACCCCUCAAGCGCAGCGCCCUUCGUGCUCUGCACAUUGCAUCCUUUCUACAUGGCGCCGUGGCAGCACCUGAACGAGUGGUUGGGGGGCGGAGAAGGUGUCACCCCGACCAUGUUCGAGAUGGCGCACGGCGGGCCCAUGUAUGAGGUUCUGAGAUGCAACCCUGAGGCCAACGGCUUGUUCAACCAGGGGUUGGAUAACGACUCGAGACUGAUAGCCAAGGUCGUGGUGGAAACAUGUGAGGGAGUGUUCGAUGGGCUGAGCUCGGUGGUCGACGUGGGAGGUGGGUCGGGGACGAUGGGGAAGGCCAUUGUGGACGCGUUCCCCCACUUGGAAUGCACGGUGUUGGAUCUGCCGCACGUGGUGGAUGGUUCGGUCGGAAGUGAGAGGUUGAAGUUUGUUGGAGGUGACAUGUUUGUGGAGAUUCCCCCGGCCGAUGCAAUCUUACUCAAGUGGAUAUUGCACAAUUGGAGCGACGAAAAGUGCAUCGAGAUAUUGAAGCGAAGCAAAGAAGCGGUAUCGGGUCGAGGAAAGGGCGGGAAGGUGAUUAUAAUCGAUAUUGUAGUAGGGAAUCACCCAAACGAUCAUAAAUCCACGGAAACUCAACUCUUUUGGGACAUGUUGAUGAUGGUGCACCUCAAUGCGAAAGAAAAGAGUGAAAGGGAAUGGGAAAAGUUGUUUGUUGAUGCUGGCUUCAGCGGUUAUAAGAUAAUCUCUCACCUAGGCUUGCGAUCCCUCAUUGAGGUUUAUCCUUGA